AAUGAAUGUUGGUUUUUAUGAUUAGGAUGUAUACUACCAAAGUUAAAUUGGGAUCUCCGCCAAAGGAAUUUACUGUAAUGAUUGAUACUGGAAGUGACCUUUUGUGGGUCAACUGCAAAUCUUGUAAUAAUUGUCCUCAAUCUAGUGGACUUGGGAUUAAGCUUAAUUUUUUUGACACGGUUGCUUCAUCCACGGCUGGGUUGGUUAAAUGCUCAGACCCCAAUUGUCCUUUUGGAGUUCAAGGUGCGGAUGUUCGAUGCUCUCCUCGUGUUAACCAUAAUCCGUGCAACUACUCCUAUCAUUUUCAAGAUGAGAGUGGUACCUCAGGUGUUUAUGUCAUUGAUGACAUUUACUUUGACACAAUCAUCGGACAAUCUUCUCAUGUUAGUGUUAAAUCCCCGGCCACUGUUUUUUUUGGAUGUAGCACCCAUCAAUUUGGACGUUUGAAUAACACAAUAAGAGUGCUUGAUGGAAUCUUUGGGUUUGCCCUUGGUCCUCUAUCAAUUGUAUCACAAUUGUCACCACAAGGAAUAAUACCCAAAGUUUUCUCUCAUUGCUUGAAAGGAGAUGGUAAUGGAGGAGGUAUUCUAGUUCUUGGUGAGAUUGUGGAGCCAAGUAUUGCAUACAGUCCACUUGUCCCAUCCCAGACUUAUUACAACUUGAAUCUUGAGAGUAUUGCUGUCAAUGGAAAACUUCUCUCAAUCAAUUCAGUUGUAUUUGCAUCAUCAAAAUCUAACAACCGACGAACUGUUAUUGACACUGGUACAACAUUGACAUAUCUUGUUCAAGAGGCCUAUGAUCCUCUUGUCAAUGCAAUAACCACUGAUGUGUCACAAUUUAGCAGUCCCUCUAUUUCAGAAGGAAACCAAUGCUAUUUGGUCUCAACAAGUAUAGAUAUUUUUCCUUCUAUCACUUUUAACUUUGCGGAUGGAGCAUCCAUGGAUCUAAAACCAGCACAAUACCUUCUGCACUAUGAUUUAAUGGAUGCUGCAAUGUGGUGUUUAGGUUUUCAGAAAGCGCAAAAUGGACUCUCAAUAUUAGGAGAUCUUGUCCUAAAAGAUAAGAUAGUUGUCUAUGACUUGGCUAAUCGGCGCAUUGGAUGGACCAACUAUAACUGUAAGCUCACCACUUGA
This is a messenger RNA of Cicer arietinum (chickpea), 1133 nucleotides long. RefSeq names its product aspartic proteinase 36. NCBI's taxonomy places the organism in Eukaryota, Viridiplantae, Streptophyta, Magnoliopsida, Fabales, Fabaceae. The record is from RefSeq and is a predicted model, not a curated record.